UGGUGUUGGCUAUACCCCUGAAAUGCUCCGCGAACAGGUUGCUGAGCUCAAGAGCUACCUGAAGGACAAGAACGCUCCUUUUGGUGUCGACCUCCUGCUUCCUCAGGUUGGUGGAAGCGCACGCAAGACUAACUACGAUUACACCAAGGGCAAGCUCAACGAGCUUAUCGACAUCAUUAUUGAGAGCGGUGCGAAGCUUUUCGUCUCCGCUGUGGGUGUCCCCCCCAAGGCGGCUGUCGACAAGCUCCACCAGCAUGGUAUCCUCUACAUGAACAUGAUCGGUCACCCCAAGCACGUCCAGAAGGCUAUUGAUAUUGGUGCCGACAUUAUCUGCGCUCAGGGUGGUGAGGGUGGUGGUCAUACUGGUGAUGUUCCCACCACUGUUCUCAUCCCUACUGUUGCCAAGCUCUGCCAGGGUAAGCUCAGCCCCCUGACUGGUAAGCCCGUGCAGGUUGUUGCUGCUGGUGGUCUCUUCAACGGCAACUCUCUUGCUGCUGCUCUUAUGCUUGGCGCUUCUGGCGUCUGGGUUGGUACUCGCUUCAUCCUGUCCGAUGAAGCCGGUGCCCCUGUCGCUCACCAAGAGGCUGUCCGCACUGCUGGCUUCGAGGAUAACAUUCGCACAAUUAUCUUCACUGGUCGUCCUCUUCGUGUCCGCAAGAACGCCUACAUUCUCAACUGGGAGGAGAACCGCCGGGAUGAGAUCAAGGAGCUUACCUCUAAGGGUAUCAUUCCCGUUGAGCACGACUUCGAGAACCUGCCCGAUGACGUUGACGACGAGUACCUCGACAAUGCUCGUCCUUUCCUCAUGGGCAAGGUCGCCGCCGUCGUCAACGAGAAGAAGUCUGCCAAGGCUAUUGUUGAUGAGCUUGUCGACGACGCCGCUGAACUCCUGGCCAACGGCAACAAGAUGCUUGCUAAGCUGUAAAAAUUUCCAUUUCUGAAUCAUAUAUACAUCUGGGUACGGUGAACGAAGGCAAUCAAUCAUGCAUGUAACAAUUGGUGUUAAUUGAUGACUAUAAAUAUGCGUAACUGCAUACCUCUUUUUAUGACUAUCCAUUCUUUCUUUUAAUCAAUAUUACAUACUUUUUCUACAUCACAGCGAAG
This is a messenger RNA of Aspergillus ochraceoroseus IBT 24754, 1104 nucleotides long. RefSeq names its product NAD(P)H-dependent flavin oxidoreductase. Lineage: Eukaryota; Fungi; Ascomycota; Eurotiomycetes; Eurotiales; Aspergillaceae. The record is from RefSeq and is a predicted model, not a curated record. Gene Ontology annotation, molecular function: nitronate monooxygenase activity. The coding region runs from base 23 to 925 and encodes 300 amino acids. The transcript has 3 exons.